GUCAGUCGCAAACCUUAGGCAGUAGUCUCGUGUCCGAGUCACUGACCGAUACCUUGGCUUCGAGGAACCUCUUAUAACGUACGCAUCGGUGCUCCCCGUUCUGUAAUCGGACGCGGGUUCUCACUGUGCCCUUCUCAAAUCAGCACGAUGUAUCUCUCAACCGUGGUGUGUUUGGCUUUGGCUGUAGUCUAUUUACUGUGGAGAGUGGCUUCUCGCCACCGUCAUCUCCCUCCCGGCCCAUCUGGACUGCCCAUCAUCGGAAAUGCCCUACAAAUGCCGACGAGAAAUGAAUGGGUCGUCUUCGCGGAUUUGGCGAAGAAACAUGGCGACAUUAUGCAUCUGUCGGCUCUCGGAAAUUCAAUCAUACUUCUCACGUCUCGACAAGCUAUCUCGGACCUGCUGGAGAAGAGAGGCCACAUUUACUCUGACCGCCCCAUCAUGCCUAUGGCGUCUGAGAUGAUCGGAUACUCUCGCUUCACCGUGUUGUGCCCCUAUGGGACCAUUCUCAAAGAAAGCCGCAAACUCAUCGGCGGGACCAUCAAUGCCCGCAAUGCCCCUCAAUUGCAGCGUGUCAUCGAAACGAAGAUACCGCAACUCCUUUCGAGGCUUCUCGCCUCUCCGAGUGAUUUUAGGCCUCAUCUGCGAUGGUAUGGUCAUCAUCACCGCCACGAGUCCGCACCAGACUUACGGCCUAUUGCAUACAGUCUAGUUGCCAGUAUCGUCUUGCAGAUCACGCAUGGUCGCGAUAUAAGCGACUCAAGCGACCCUCUGGUCCAGCUUGCAGAGCUAGUCAAUGCGCAAUUCUCAGCUACCGCAACUCCCGGCAAAUUCCUCGUGGAUGUUUUUCCGUUUCUGCGAUAUGUACCAGAGUGGCUUCCCGGUACCGGUUUCAAGGUUUUGGCGAAGGAGGCCCGUCACAGUCUUGAGAGGCUUCUUGAUGAGCCUUAUCAUGAAGUCAAGGAACAACUGGCGCGUGGCACAGCGGUGCCAUCCUUCACUUCAGACAUCAUUGAGAAGGAUCCUAAUCCGAGUCCGGAAGAGCUGUUCAUAAACAAGAUGACAUCGACUCAAUUCUAUGUUGCGGGCGCUGACACGACUGUGUCCGCGCUCGAAUCCAUGUUCCUAGUUCUAGCGCUGUAUCCGGAAGUUCAGCGGAAAGCACAGGCCGAGGUCGAUGCGGCAUUAGGGUCUAAUCAGCUGCCGAAGUUCAGUGACCAUGACAGCCUUCCGUAUGUAACUGCGCUUGUCAAGGAAAUACACCGGUGGAGGCCUGUGUUACCCCUAGCUCUUCCUCAUAUGGCCAUGCAGGAUGAUACGUACGACGGCUACCAUAUCCCUAAGGCGCCACGAUCAUUGCAAAUUCAUGGUACGCCGGCGGACAACUGUAGUACGAAUGCUGAGGAUAUGUCAUGGACAGGGCAAUUCUGCACGACUCGUCUAUCUACCCGGAUCCCUUCGAGGUGAAGCCAGAACGGUAUCUUGAUCGGAAGGAGGAUAUAAAUCCCGACCCCGAAACAUGGUCCUUUGGAUACGGUAGAAGG
Messenger RNA from Fomitopsis serialis, 1541 nucleotides. Its product is annotated as cytochrome P450. Lineage: Eukaryota; Fungi; Basidiomycota; Agaricomycetes; Polyporales; Fomitopsidaceae. Bases 148 to 1464 code for a protein of 438 amino acids. Gene Ontology annotation, molecular function: monooxygenase activity; iron ion binding; oxidoreductase activity, acting on paired donors, with incorporation or reduction of molecular oxygen. The transcript is spliced from 8 exons. The record is from RefSeq and is a predicted model, not a curated record.